Messenger RNA from Neoarthrinium moseri, 1776 nucleotides. RefSeq lists its product as uncharacterized. Gene Ontology annotation, cellular component: cytosol. The record is from RefSeq and is a predicted model, not a curated record. Gene Ontology annotation, molecular function: pyridoxal phosphate binding; transaminase activity. The transcript is spliced from 4 exons. Lineage: Eukaryota; Fungi; Ascomycota; Sordariomycetes; Amphisphaeriales; Apiosporaceae. Bases 1 to 1776 code for a protein of 591 amino acids.
AUGUCGGACAACGUUGUUAAUACAAGAUCCUUCGAUCUCGGCGACCUGAAAAGCCAGCUUCCCCGUAUGUGUGGCACAGUAGAUGGCAAGUACUUCAAAGUUUCUGGCGAUGACCACGUUGAGUCGCAGGAAGAAACUUCCGAAAAAGAAUUGAGGCGAACUUUACGCAACACAUCCAAAUAUCGGUUGAUUCUAGAUGGAUGUGGCGGGGCGGGGGUUGCUUGUUUCGGGAACGGCAAAACUGUUAAGGGCGAUGAGGUCUUCAAGGCCAUGGCAGAUCAGUACCUCAUCGCCCCGUACGCUGCACACGGGUUAUUCUCGACGAAGACCAACAACGAUCUGGGAAAGCUUCUAGUCCAUGGUGCCAACCGGGGUAUCAAGAAAGGGUUCGAGGACGAGCUCAUGUCAAACAGCAUGCUUCUCUGUUCUGGAUCCGAAGCCACGGAAGCUGCGAUUAAAUUGGUAUGGCAGUACUGGACUGACAAAGAGAAGACUAGCAAAGAGAAGGCUGAGAAUGAAAAGAGUGGCAAGACUACUCACAAGACCAGAGCUAAAAAGAGAAAAAUAAUUUCUAAGCAGCUUUCUUACCACGGAAACACGACUGGAGCUCUCUCCAUCAGCGACUUCGCAGAACGCCAGAAAAGAUUUCAUGGCCUGCUAUACCCGAGUGAAGAUCGAUAUAUAUUGCGAGAUGGAGAAUAUCAGCUGGACGAUGAGCAGAUCCGGGUCUACAAGGCUAAGCCUUACUAUCCUUAUCGAUAUAAGGGUAAGAGAUCGGAAGAAGAAUAUGCCAAAAACGAGGUCGCUGAGUUAGAGACAUUGAUAAUUGCUCUCGAUCCAGAGACCGUUAGUGCAUUCUUCCUUGAACCUGUUACAGGUGCAGCACUUGGCUGUCAGCCUUUGCACAGAGAAUACCUCCGAGGAGUCAAGCGUUUGUGCCGGAAAUAUGACAUACUGCUCGUCUAUGAUGAGGUGAUGUGUGGUCUAGGUCGAACAGGAUACUUGCACUCCUGGCACUAUUACGAAGGGACCCUCCUAGAAGGAAAGGGAGUUGCCAAGCUGAGGCCCAGACCAGAAUACGUAUUCGAUGUGGAGAAAAGCAGGAACCUCGACCAGAUUGAAGUUGAAAACUUCGCCCCUGAUAUCCAGAUGGUUGGGAAAUGCUUGGGCGCUGGAUUCGUCGCAGCAGCUGGCGUCAUGGCGAAUGAGCGGGUGUCAGACGGUCUUAAAGAUUUCUUUUCACAUGGCCAGACAUAUCAAGCUCAUGCGUUGACCAGUGCCGCAGCACUUAAUGUACAGCAAAAGGUGACAGAUAUGAUCCUCAACCCGAGCCCAGGCUCAGGGAAUGACAUUCAGAAAAGAGGCAAACAGCUCGAGGAUCUACUCAAGUCCAGAUUCAAGGAACACAACUAUGUCGGCGACAUUCGUGGCCGGGGACUCUUCUGGGGAAUUGAGAUUGUCAAGAACAAGAAUACCACGGAGCCAUUUCACACGAUAUGGAGAAUUUCUCACAAAAUCGCCGAAUUCGGCCAGCAAACAGAUUUCACAUCUCCUGUCAGAAACUCGGUGUCCAGUGGUGUUCAGUUCUAUCCAGGUCGAUGGGAUUUGGAUCCGAGCAGCGCUUCCGGAGAUGUGACGUCCGGUGAUCAUAUCAUGAUCAUGCCUUCAUUCACUUCCACAGAGUACGACAUUAUUGAGCUCGUAGACAAGCUUGAGGAAGUCCUGAAAAGAUUUGAGUGGAAGAAAUAUCUCGGAAACCCGCCGCUCAGUAUGUAA